AUGAAACGAAUGAUUACUUGUGCUGCGGAUUAUGUUUAUAAACCUUCAGAGCUCCGUCCACAAAUGAAAGAGAUAGUUCGAACUCUUAAAGAAUAUAUUUCUCCUAUAGAUAUGGAUGUUGACAACAAUUUUCUUCUCUGUACAUGUAUUGGGCCGAUCCGAUAUAGUUAUACACAACUAUCUACGGCAACUGGUAAUUUCUCCAACAAUUACAGUCUUGGCCAAGGUAGUUUUGGUCAAGUCUAUAAGGGAUGCCUAGAUGGUGGAAUCUGUGCCAUUAAGAAACUCUUUUAUCCUAAGGGAUUUGAGGAUGGGAUUAAGUUCCUUAGCUGUGUUCGUCACCAACAUCUAGUUACAAUGGUUGGUUACUGCAUUGAAAAAGCCAAUGCACUGAUUGUAUUGGAGUAUCUUCCCAAUAAGUCCUUAAGGUCUCAUUUACAUGAAAGCAAUAGUUUGGAUUGGCUAAAAAGAAUGAAAAUCGUGAUAGGCUCUGCCAAAAGAUUAGAAUAUCUUCAUGAACAUUGUAAUCUUAAAAUUAUACAUCAAAAUAUCAAAUCGGACAAUAUUCUUCUGAAUAACAACUUUGAACUGAAAGUUGCAGAUUUUGGACUUUCCUUGUUCCUUCCAGACACUACUUUCGCAGUUCUCCGUAUUAACGAUUAG
Molecule: messenger RNA, 663 nt
Organism: Hevea brasiliensis (rubber tree)
Lineage: Eukaryota; Viridiplantae; Streptophyta; Magnoliopsida; Malpighiales; Euphorbiaceae
Product: proline-rich receptor-like protein kinase PERK15
Exons: 6
Coding region: 1-663 (220 amino acids)
Biological process (GO): protein phosphorylation
Molecular function (GO): ATP binding; protein kinase activity
Source: RefSeq, a predicted model, not a curated record